AUGGUGUUAUUCAAACGCAAGCCGAUCGAGUACGUGACCAAGCCGCUCCCCCAAGAUGACACCACCGACGUCUGGCUUAUCCCGCACACCAAGGAAUGGUUCACCACCUACGACGGCUACUUGGAGCGGCUCGACUUCUACCGCAAGCGCCAGUUUGUGUGUGAGAUCACCGGCAACUCCCAGCUUACCUAUUUUGAGGCGAUGGAGCUGGAAACCCGCGAGAUCGAGGCUCUAGAGCGCAACUUCCCCGAUGCCCUCCGCGAACACAUUUUGCGCUUUCUCCAGUUUAAUCGGAUUACUAGGCUUGAUUUGUUGAUUGAUAAAGUGUACCUGGAGUUCAAACACGACUAUUUCCCGGGGGAACUCGUCUAUUUGAAGGUGAAAGGGCUGGCGGCUCUGGACGCUAAACGCCGGGCCGUGGUACUGGAAAAGGUCCAGAUUGGCGGCGACGUACCGGUAACUCGCUAUCUAGUGAGACGGUUACAGGAUAAUGUCCCCACACAAGUCACCGCCGAAAAUAUUCUGCGAGAACGGAACCAGUUUACCAAAUGGCUUAUUAAGACGUUUAUCAAGCUUACCGUAUCGCGUUCUUCUCGCGUGGGAGCUCCGUGGGUGGUUAAGGACUACUACGCUAAGAAAUACCGCAUUCCUCAGACGUACCCUGAAGAUUUACUCCAAUACGCCGAAGACCACGCCGAGGAACCAGUGGCAAAGAAGAAACUGCAUAAGAAGAAGGACCCGAUGGAACAAGUGGCCACGGCUCCCUUGGCCCGCAAACUGCCCCGACCAGCGGAUUUGGUGUUGCAGGAAGACACCGUGCUCGAUCCCAUGGCGGAACCGCGCCCUCGCGGUAAACGGUUCCAAGUGGGGAAUAUCGAUCUCUCCGAGACGUUGCGGAUUUGGCUGUUUAUCAAUAUCUUCCACCUGGCACUACACUUGGAUGCAAUUACAUUUGACGACUUUGUCAUAGCUUUAAGGUGGAGUUUACCCCAGUUUAAGGAGUUUGGCAAUUGUGUGUUACUAGACGAAUUGUUUUGUGCGUUGCUAGGGGCAAUCAUCUCCAACGAAGACCGUAAGAAUAAAGGUCUUCUAGUGACCAUCCCCGAGAUUGAAAACGAUGAUGACAACGACGAAAAUAUGGAUGAAGAUAACGACGAAGAAGAUAACGGCGAAGACAAUGAACCUGAAGCCAACGGCAACGGCAAGGCUAAUGGAACGAAAACUACCAAAAAAGCUAAUGGAACCGUACACGACGAUAACGAUGACGAUGACGACGUGGAGAUCCAGCGGGAAGUGGUGGACAUUGCCGCUUCCAGUGAAGUCGAAGAAGAGGAAGAAGAAGACGAGGAAGACGUCGAAGUGACGACACGCACUGGCCGUAAAAGAGGACGUCCGCCUAAGAAUAGCCCGCGUAAAAAUCUCCGCGUGACUCCUUCAUCUCCUUCGCCUACACCUACCCCCGCUCCUGAAGCUACUGACGACGACAACGACGAUGUGGACCACUAUGCCUUUAGAGCGAUGAACAGCAAGGGACAAUGGUACGAUAAGAUCCACAAGCGGCUGUUCCGCGACGGCCAGUGGCAGUGUGGCGUCAUCGGCGUGCUUUCCGAAGUUAAAGACUUGCCUCAGUAUGCCGACGUGUGCCUUGAAGUGUUCCAUAAACUAGCACCUAAGCUGGAAGGGACUCCCACUCCCAGUCGCGUACUUGAACGGUGGUACCGUGACGUCGACCCCGGCCUCAGAGUGAAGAUCUUGGCCAUUUUUAUUGACCUUCUUUGUACCGGUCAAGUGGUGAGAGCCCGGCUUGAGUUUUGCUCGGAAGAAGGUACUCUACUCCGUCGUCAACGUAUUGACGUUACUAAGGAGACUAAAGCUCUUUUAGAGGAAGCCAGCAAAGUGUGGGACCAGCUUGUGGCCAAAGUACCUCGCCCUGACAAGUUUAGCCACUUAUCCACUGAUAUCCUCGAAGCCGAGGAAGAAUUAGCGAAAACCGAUAAGGAAUUUGCUGGGCUUUUAAAACAGAGACAAGAGAUGUUCGCCAAAGUUAAACAACUUCGAGCUACCAAACACUCACUUGAAAAGCGGAUCAUGGAGCUAGAUUGUCAGCGGGCAGAAAUCUUAGGUAAAGACCGCUUCUAUAACCGCUACUGGUGGUUUGAAAACAGUGCUGCCACUGCUGACCAGGACGAUCCUGAAGAUAAAGACGAUGUCGGCCACGACGACGAGUUCUUAGAGGAGACUUACCUUAUGGGUACUCUUUGGGUUCAGGGACCCAGCCAGGGUGAUUUGGAGAAGUAUGGUGGCGUGUUAGCCUCCGUUAAGGGCGAAGGCAACACCGAUGAUCUUGUUGAUGGUAACCUGUGGGAGUAUUACGACGAUCCAGAAGACAUUACCAGACUCCUCAAAUGGCUUAAUAGUUUGGGGUACCGCGAACACCAGUUGAAGCGCGAGUUGGCGCUGAUAGCGGAACAACUUCGGGCGGCGAUGACGGCCCGCAAAUUGGCUCUCGCUGGCCCUUACGAUAAGUUCUCCGAACAAUUGCGUCGGGUGGAAGAAACACUUAAUGAGAUUAAAAAUACCGUACACGUCAUUGACGAUGACGACGAUAACAAUGAAGAAGACGAUGACGUCACUGUGACCCGUCGCCAGUCUCGUCGACAAGCUAAGGAUGACCCCAUUGAUGUGGAUGACGACAGUUACGAAGAUCACGAUGCCAACAGUGACGAAGACGACGAUGACGAUGAAGAUGGCGACGAAAUCGACAUUGAAGCCGCCAUCAAAAAUAAGCGCUCUGACGAACUCGAACAGGCCAAGUCCUUCUUACAGGAACGCUUAGACGAGGACCGCGAAGUGGCGCGAGUGAUGGAGUGGGUCAACUCCGCCGCCGUCGACAAAUACGGUAAAUCGCUUUACGAAGGCGGCGACAAGCCGGUGCUGAAGACGAGAAAGAAGACGACGAGAAAGAAAACAUAG
Messenger RNA from Diutina rugosa, 2973 nucleotides. RefSeq lists its product as uncharacterized. Lineage: Eukaryota; Fungi; Ascomycota; Pichiomycetes; Serinales; Debaryomycetaceae. The record is from RefSeq and is a predicted model, not a curated record. The coding region runs from base 1 to 2973 and encodes 990 amino acids. The transcript has a single exon.